CGUGGCGCAGCCGAGCUUGCCGGGUCAGGCACGCGAGCCGGAGGCCGGAGCCCGCGGUUUGGUGGAGGGAUCGUGGACGCGGAAAAUUCUUCAAGCAGUCACGAUGUCAACCAAUCCAGAUAUUUCCCUUUCUUCAUAUGAUGAAGGCCAGGGAUCUAAAUUUAUCCGAAAAGCUAAAGAGACUCCAUUUGUUCCUAUUGGAAUGGCAGGUUUUGCAGCAAUUGUUGCAUAUGGAUUAUAUAAAUUGAAGAGCCGGGGAAAUACAAAAAUGUCCCUUCACCUGAUCCACAUGCGAGUAGCAGCCCAAGGCUUUGUUGUAGGAGCAAUGACUCUUGGUAUGGGCUACUCUAUGUAUAAGGAAUAUUGGGCCAAACCCAAGCCUUAGAAGAGCUGCUGCCUUGUCUGCUUGGAAGUGCUUGCUCUAUAGACAUCUCAUAUUGAGGUUAUACGUUUAUGUCAGAAAUAAAGAGUGACUGGGUUCAGACGAUAACACAAUUUGAAUAAUGGCUUCUUUUCUUGCUGGUUUGAUUUACCUAGUGACCAAAUUAUUAGUGACUAGUUCACUAAGGAGGUCACUCAGGAGUCAAGUUACCAGUGAAGAAACUUGUCACUGAAUACACUUGAUUAUGUUAGGAUGUCCUCCUCCCUAAAUCGUUCUGAUGAGAUUAGUUUAACAAAAACAACAAGCCAGUCCUGAAGUAACCCCAGUUUGCUGCAUGAUACUCCAUGCUUUGGAAGAAAUGAGGUAGGAUUCCUAUUUGCCCGUAAUGUUAAUUUAACCUUUUCUCCUGUCUGUGAACUGAUUUGAGAACUUCAGCCUGAGAUUUACUGGCUUCUGAAAAACUCGAGAAAAUGCAUGAAAUAUAACUAAUGUACAGUUUUCCAUGAGAGAGAGAGUACAUGUGCUUAAACCAAACCUGGAAUACAGCUGCAUAGAAGCAGUGUUUAUUUUAGAAUCACACUUAUAUACCUGAGAAUGACUUAGUUGUGGAUUCUGGUUCAGCUCUUUUAUAACUGCAGAAUGGUAUUUUUGCUUCUGUUUUAGUAAAAUAAUUUUUAAAGGUCAUCUUGAAAUAGAGAUUUUGUUGUUAUUAUUGUUCAUUUUUUGGAUGCUGGGCACUGAGCCCAGGGUCUCACAUGCUAGGCAAGUGCCCUGCCACCUCAAGUGCUAAUGCAAAGGUGAAAUAACAUGUUUAAAUAUAGAAUAUGUCUACUUCUCUGUAAGGACCAUAAAUGGUAAAGUACUCAGAGGUGGGCGUGAUUAAUGGUUUUUGAACAAGCUGACUUGUGAAGCCUUAAGCAGACUUUGAUAUACUAUAGAAUGCUCUAGUGCACUUGUUCUCUUGUCUAACGUGAACAUACAUUCCAGAGUGACAUGACAUAUGUUAUUAAAGGAAGUGAACACA
Messenger RNA from Jaculus jaculus (lesser Egyptian jerboa), 1406 nucleotides. It is a transcript of the gene Higd1a, whose product is annotated as HIG1 hypoxia inducible domain family member 1A. Gene Ontology annotation, cellular component: mitochondrion. Gene Ontology annotation, biological process: mitochondrial respirasome assembly; negative regulation of apoptotic process. The coding region runs from base 104 to 385 and encodes 93 amino acids. The record is from RefSeq and is a predicted model, not a curated record. The transcript has 4 exons. Lineage: Eukaryota; Metazoa; Chordata; Mammalia; Rodentia; Dipodidae.